Messenger RNA from Ricinus communis (castor bean), 896 nucleotides. Its product is annotated as membrane-anchored ubiquitin-fold protein 3. The record is from RefSeq and is a predicted model, not a curated record. The transcript is spliced from 4 exons. Bases 229 to 582 code for a protein of 117 amino acids. Gene Ontology annotation, molecular function: protein binding. Lineage: Eukaryota; Viridiplantae; Streptophyta; Magnoliopsida; Malpighiales; Euphorbiaceae.
GUUUCCUGUCGGUUAGUCUUCUUCAGUUCACCAACAAAGCGCACCUAUCUUUUCAAAAACCGGCCACAGAAGGAAAAAAGAAAAAAGAAAAAUCGACAUAGAUGCUUGGUCUCGCUUAAGCUACCAACCGGGAAUUCGAAAAAGUGUAAAUUUUGAGGAGCUUAUAUAAUAUAUUCUCAAAGUAAGAAGAGAAUACGUGGAAGAAAUUGAUUGGUAAAGUGAAGUCAAAUGCCGGAAGAGGAUUUGAUUGAUAUAAAAUUUAGGCUUUACGAUGGGUCGGAUAUCGGGCCGUUUAGUUACUCAUCCGCGUCCACUGUUGAUAUGCUUAAGCAGAGAAUUGUAUCCGAUUGGCCGAAAGGUAAAACAAUUACUCCAAAAGCAGUGACGGAAGUGAAAUUGAUAAGUUCAGGCAAAAUUUUGGAUAACAACAAAACUGUUGGUCAGUGUACGACACCUUUUGGUGAAGUUGCAGGGGGAAUCAUCAUAAUGCAUGUUGUUGUACAGCCAUCUCUAGCAAAAACAAAAAAAGAAAAGAAGGUCGAUAAUCCCAGGAAAAUUGUGUGCUCGUGCUCCAUUUUAUGAAGGCAGAUGUGUAGAUAUUUGGGGAAAUGCUUUAGGUACAGUAAUUGUUUUCUUUGAAACAAUCCAUAUUGUUUGUUGCUGUAUUCAUGUGCACGACUACUGUGUCAGAGUGAUGUGUUUAUAUUUCCUAAAAGAUCUGCAUCUUUCUUUUUCUUGUCUUUUUUUGGAGACCGCAAAUGCUUUGUAACAGUAGUAGAAAGCUGUAUAGACCCAUGAUGUGAAGACAAGAUCCACAACAAUCAAAAUUGCAACGGAAAUACCUUGUAUGUAUUUUAUGAUAUUAUGGCAAGAUUGUGAUUGGACUUGCGAGUCAA